CCAAUAAACCAUCCCCAAACCCUACUAUACAGGCGUAUAAUUCCUCCCCUUGUUUGCAAUUUUCCGAUUUUGUCGCGUACAUAUAAAUCGUGUAUAAUUCUUGUAGAGUUUCCUAAUUUUUCAGCUCCGACAAAAAUAAUUCGAUUCAUUUUAAUUCGAUAUGGCCGAUCGAUUAUACCGUGAUUUGGAGAUUGCGCUCUCCUCUUUUUCCACCCCGUGCAACGAUGAUUACAAUGAAGAGGACGAGGAGAGCGAGGAAGAGUAUGAGGGGGAAGAGGUCAACGGUGUCGAAAUUGAGGGGAAAUCGGAGGAAUUAGCUUGCCCUUUUUGCUCGGAGGAUUUUGAUGUUUUAGGUUUGUGCUGCCACAUUGAUGCCGACCACCGUAUGGAGGUUAAACCAGGGAUUUGCCCUGUUUGUGCUGUGAAGGUCCGGGUAAACAUGGCUUCACAUGUGAUUACUCAUCACGAGAGUAUAUUGAAGGCUCUCUGCAAUAAGAAGCAUCGUAGCACUCGCUCCCGUUCAUCAAUAUAUCUUCUGAGGAAGGAAUUGCAGGAGAAACAUUUACGCGCUGUUAAGGAGUCUCCCACUGUUGGUUCGUCCUCUAAUGCAGCAGCUGAUUCCAUGCUUUUGUCGUUUGUCAAUAGUCCUCAACCAGCUUACAGGCCCCAAAUAACUGAAGCUGCUACUCCAUCUGAAGCAAGCUUGUCAGGAAAAAGUUCUUAUGAUGACUCUGCUGAGAGAUUUCCACCGUCUCUGUCAACAGACAGGAACAUCGAGAUGGCCAGAAGGUCUGAGUUCGUACAGGGCUUGCUGUUAUCCACCAUACUUGAUGACUUGUAAAACAGCCGGGUAUGCCCAAAGCUUCACUUUUUUGAUGCCUAAUUAUUGACAAAAGGAGGCGAUUGUUGAACUCGUGCACUGACCCGGCUCAUAAUUUAAACCCUAUCUUUCCUGUGCAAUUGAUCAUGAUCGGAGACAACAGUUUCAGUGAUCAGUUACAUGCCGCUCCUUAUUUGAUUCGCUCGGGUGGAAUUGUCCUUAGCUGUUAGUGUAUAGUGUUAAAUAUAGGCAGCUAAUGUAUUGUGACAAGACCAUGGUCAAUUCUAUGUUACCUGCUUCAUCAUUAUACAUUUUCACAAGUUAAUUUCGAAUUUGUGAUCGACAUGUGUUAUUGAUAAAGCAUUGUCUUGUAUUCUUGUUCA
Salvia hispanica is the source of this 1203-nucleotide messenger RNA. Its product is annotated as protein DEHYDRATION-INDUCED 19 homolog 7-like. The record is from RefSeq and is a predicted model, not a curated record. NCBI's taxonomy places the organism in Eukaryota, Viridiplantae, Streptophyta, Magnoliopsida, Lamiales, Lamiaceae.